AAAGUCGUGUGGCCACACUUAACUACUAUUUACUUGAAAAUCAGAGAAACCGUUACUUAGUCACGGUUUAACAGAUAAACCUUAACUUUACCAUUGCUUUACUCAUCUAUGGAACGGUAAGCACGAUAUUCAAAUUCAAAAAUGAAAUUACAAAGGAACGUUUUAGUUUUUCUUAUAUUAGCUAGUUUUGGUGAAUUGUGUGCAGCCAAAGCAGGUUCUAAGGUAUUGUCGAGAAGAAAACGAUACGUUGCUUUUCCUGAAGGCUCCAGUUUUUCGUGUGCCGGCUGCAUGACCGUCGGUGUGAUUGGCCAACCAGCUCCAUCAACCAGUCCUGGAACCUUCACUUGGGGUAUGAACUGGGGCAUAGCAUAUGAGCUGCCAAAUGCUACGGAGACUUCCAAGUACUAUAGGAGAUAUAACCGUCUAUCUAAGCCUAAAGAACAGAGAAGAAGUAGAAGAGAGCUCUAUGGGAAGCUGGAGAAAAUUAUGGAGAACAUGGGCUACGAUGGCAGACAGUGUAUCCUCAAGACGUUGUGUGAGACCACGCAGAGACUUGUUCCACAUGGAGACAACAUGGUCGAAGAGAUGUUCCGGACUUUAUUUACCUUACCAAUGACGAAGGUCCUAGCAUCAGAACCUCUAGAGCACGCGACAUACGACGCAGCACAUCGACUCGGCACAUUACUAGCUAAUUGCGACCGGUUCACCUGCCCUAUAUCCUUGGUGGACUUAGUUCAAGGGUACUAUAAUGCGCCAUCUCCUAAGUUGGAUACAGGUUUGAAUCCUUGGGCUCUGUUUAGCAGUAAUUUUGGGUAGAAAUAAAGUGAUUGUACUAUGGUGAUUCUGAUAAAAUAAAUAAAUUGAUUACCUACACUAUGCUGUUGUU
Molecule: messenger RNA, 886 nt
Organism: Helicoverpa armigera (cotton bollworm)
Lineage: Eukaryota; Metazoa; Arthropoda; Insecta; Lepidoptera; Noctuidae
Exons: 4
Coding region: 142-816 (224 amino acids)
Source: RefSeq, a predicted model, not a curated record